Messenger RNA from Phragmites australis (common reed), 772 nucleotides. Its product is annotated as histone H3.2. The coding region runs from base 150 to 560 and encodes 136 amino acids. Gene Ontology annotation, cellular component: nucleosome. The transcript has a single exon. The record is from RefSeq and is a predicted model, not a curated record. Lineage: Eukaryota; Viridiplantae; Streptophyta; Magnoliopsida; Poales; Poaceae. Gene Ontology annotation, molecular function: structural constituent of chromatin; protein heterodimerization activity; DNA binding.
CUCCGCCUCCUCCCCACACUCUCCCUACAAAUACCCACCCGAACCGUCCGUCUCGAGUCACCUCCAAAUCGCUCGAAUCCACUUCGAAUCCAACCCAAAUCUUCAGCCUCCUCGCCGCCGGCUCGCCGUCCUCCUCCUGACCAACCCCGAUGGCCCGCACGAAGCAGACGGCGCGCAAGUCGACGGGAGGCAAGGCUCCCCGCAAGCAGCUGGCGACCAAGGCAGCACGCAAGUCGGCCCCGGCCACGGGUGGCGUGAAGAAGCCGCACCGCUUCCGCCCGGGCACCGUCGCGCUCCGCGAGAUCCGCAAGUACCAGAAGAGCACGGAGCUUCUGAUCCGCAAGCUCCCCUUCCAGCGCCUCGUCCGGGAGAUCGCGCAGGACUUCAAGACCGACCUCCGCUUCCAGUCGUCCGCCGUCGCGGCGCUGCAGGAGGCCGCCGAGGCGUACCUGGUGGGGCUCUUCGAGGACACCAACCUCUGCGCUAUCCAUGCCAAGCGUGUCACCAUCAUGCCCAAGGACAUCCAGCUCGCGCGCCGCAUCAGGGGCGAGAGGGCCUGAGCGAGCUCCUGGUGCCGUCGUCGCCUGUCGACUCGUUCUCCUCCUGAUGUCUGCCUGUAGGAUAUGUGUUUCUCUUGGGUUCUUUUGUGGUGGUGUGUUAGCAUCAGUGUGGUUUAUGCUUGUGCUAGGAGAUUCGCUGGGUAACCUUCUUUAUCUUGCAAUGCUGUUGUAGUGGUUUCUUAUCGUAAUGGAAAUGAGAUGUGCUCUGGAAA